Molecule: messenger RNA, 1500 nt
Organism: Capronia coronata CBS 617.96
Lineage: Eukaryota; Fungi; Ascomycota; Eurotiomycetes; Chaetothyriales; Herpotrichiellaceae
Exons: 1
Coding region: 1-1500 (499 amino acids)
Molecular function (GO): protein binding
Source: RefSeq, a predicted model, not a curated record
AUGGCAAAAAGAAAGCGAGACACCGGCACCAAUGCCAAAUCUGCAUCAAAUACUGCAGACGGCAAGAACGAGGCCUCGAAAGUCGCCAAAACCAAUGGACAUAUUGAUGUCAAGACCGCUGGUCCCGUCAUCCAGAUCAUUGCCGGUUCAUAUGAAAGGGUUCUGCAUGGCAUUACCGCAUCUAUCUCAGAUCUCACAUCAUCAGAGGCUUCACCAUCCGUUCAAUUUGCAGAUUCUUUCUUGUUCAACGCCCAUGCUUCUGCGGUGCGAUGUUUAGCACUGUCCCCUAUGCCAGAUCCGAAUUCUUCGGAAGCCCAAGGCGUUUAUCUGGCCACCGGAGGCUCGGAUGAGAAGAUCAAUGUCUACAAUCUCUCUGCAUCGCCAGUGGCUCUCAAUGACAACAAUCUCCCAAUGCCGUCGUUGGGCAACAAUCCCAUAUCCGAGAACCCCAGGAACAGAGAGCUGGGUACGCUCCUACACCAUUCCUCGACGAUCACGGCCCUGCACUUUCCGACACGAUCCAAACUGCUUUCCGCCUCAGAGGACAACACCAUCGCUGUGACCAGGCUGAAAGAUCUCACGGUCGUGUCAACGAUCAAGGCUCCCCGGCCCAAAGUACAAGGGCAACCCAGCGGCGAUACCGCACCACCUGGGGCAACGCCUGCUGGGGUCAACGACUUCGCCGUGCAUCCCAGUCUCAAACUCAUGCUCAGUGUUGGUCGAGGUGAGAGAUGCAUGCGGCUCUGGAACCUGGUGACUGGGAAAAAGGCUGGGGUGCUUAACUUCGGCCGGGACAUCCUGCAGAGUGUGAAAGAGGCCAAGGCCAGCAGCGGAGAAGGGAGGAAAAUCAGAUGGCAUCCUGUAGGGGCGGAAUUUUCCGUGGCUUUUGAAAGAGGUGUUGUUGUCUUCGGCGAGGAUUCCAAGGCCAAGUGCAAGGUCCUGCCGGAGCCGUUGACCAAGGUGCAUCAGAUUUCCUAUGUGUCUAUACCCGUCUCCGCCGAUGAGGAAUUGGCCUUGCUGGCCGUGUCGACAGAGGAUGGUCGAGUCCUUUUCUACGACACCGACAACCCGACCAGUCUCACCUCGACUGGGGGAACCAACGACGAAGCGCCGACAAUACCCAGCGCUACGCUUUGCGCAACGGUGGGUGGAAAAUCCGCGGGCGUCACCGGUCGUGUCAAAGACUUCGAGAUCCUGUUCCUGGCACCGGUGCGGGAAAAUCAACAGGACCUCGCCAUGGUGACGGCAAGCAGUGAUGGGACGAUCCGUGUCUUCCGACUUCCAGUGGCCGAUCUUCUGUCCGCUGCGAAAUCGAAAAAGCCUGCACACUUAGGUACAGUGAUUGGUUCAUACGACACGGGCAACCGUAUUACGUGCCUGAAAGCUUUCGUUAUGCAGCCGCCGUCUGAGAACGGCGUCGACCCGGAAGCUGGAGAUGAUGACUUCGAGGGAUUUGACGGAACAAAGGCAGAGAGCGAAAGCGGAAGUGAGAGCGAUUGA